AUGGGCGAACACUCAAAAGCACUUUCGUCUCAUGAGAAAGCACUUGAAAUCCGGCAAAAAGCUCUCUCUCCAAAUCAUCCAGAUUUGGCUAGCUCUUACAACAACACUGCAUUGGUGUAUGAUGACAUGGGCGAAUACUUAAAAGCACUAUUGUUUUACGAAAAAGCACUUGAAAUUAACGAAAACAUUCUCUCAUCAUAUCAUCCUAAUUUGGCUACUUCCUACAACAAUAUCGGUUUGGUGUACAGCAGUAUUGGAGAAAAUUCAAAAGCACUUUCAUUUCAGGAAAAAGCACUUGGAAUUCGUCAACGCAUUCUCCCUCCAAAUCAUCCUGAUUUGUCCCAAUCCUUCCACAACAUCGGUUUAAUGUAUAGCAAGAUGAACGAAUACUCGAAAGCACUUUUGUUUUACGAAAAAGCAAUAGAAAUCGCGCAAAAAGCUCUCUCUCCGAAUCAUCCAGAUUUGGCUAGUUCGUAUGCUAAAACUGGUGCGACGUAUCAUGACCUUGGUGAUUACGCAGCAGCGCUCAAGACUUUUGAAAAGAUUCUUGAAGUUCAGCAGAAAACAUUUGAAGAAGGGAAUGCAGCUUUCGGUUCGAUAUACAGCUGGUUCGGAAGAGUUUAUCGCAGUAUGAAAGAUUACUCGAAUGCACUGGAAUAUUUUGAAAAAUGUCGGGCAAUCAUUGAAGGAAAGUUACCAGAAAGACAUCCUGGUCGAGCUGUUACAUACAGUAAUAUCGGUGAUGUGCAUCGAUUAUUAGGAGAUUAUGGAAAAGCACUUUCAUUUCAUCAAAGAGCAUUGAACAUCCAGGAAAGCGUUCAGUGUGAUUCGCUGGAAUGUGCAACGAUAUAUACGAAUUUAGGUGAAACAUAUCGAGAAAUGAAAGAUUAUUCAACGGCAUUGACAUAUUUUGAAAAAGGAUUACAAAUUCGUGAAAAUAAACUAUCAAAGAGUCAUCCUGAUGUAGCUGUUAUUUAUCAUAGUUUGGCGAAGUUACAUUUGGCUACUCGACAAUACAGUAUUGCAAUGGAAAAUGUUCAGCAAGCGAUAGAUAUUGCUCAAGAAAAGUUGCCUUCAAAUCAUCCUCAUCUAUUUGAGUAUAAAGAAACAUUUGAAAAAAUUCGAAGGAAAUUAUAA
Molecule: messenger RNA, 1137 nt
Organism: Rotaria sp. Silwood2
Lineage: Eukaryota; Metazoa; Rotifera; Eurotatoria; Philodinida; Philodinidae
Source: the annotation of a GenBank genome assembly